Molecule: messenger RNA, 2100 nt
Organism: Hipposideros armiger (great roundleaf bat)
Lineage: Eukaryota; Metazoa; Chordata; Mammalia; Chiroptera; Hipposideridae
Gene: FYB2
Product: FYN binding protein 2
Exons: 18
Biological process (GO): protein localization to plasma membrane; integrin-mediated signaling pathway; T cell receptor signaling pathway
Cellular component (GO): plasma membrane
Molecular function (GO): protein binding
Source: RefSeq, a predicted model, not a curated record
AUGCUUUAGGAAAGAUUAAGAAACUUCAAGGAACUCCAAGCUAAAUUUCAAAAGCUUGAUGAGCCAUCUCUUCUAGAACCUAUUAAAUUCCCAGCAGGUGUUUCUCAAAAGGGUGGCAUUGGAAGCACACAGUCAACAAGAAUUUUGGCAAAUGGGAAACCUCUCUCAUCCAACCACAAUCAGCCCUCACCAUAUUGUCCCAGUGGUGAACCCCAGCCUCCUAAACUCCAGAAAAUGAAAUUGGCCCAGAAGAGCGAGAUUCAGGAAUGUUCUAAUUCCCCAGGAAGGUCUUCUGGUUCUGCAGUAAAUUCACAAAAGGUUUCUGCGCUUUUAGACAUGAAUCAGUCAAAUGCCGAGAUGACCAAUAAGAAGAAAGUAGUGAUGAUCAGUAGCUUCAGAGACAAGCUCUUGAACUGGGAGAAGGCUUCAUCUCAGAAAAGCGAGAUGUCCUCAGCCUUCCCCCUUGCCAAUUGUGGAAGUAGGGCCUUCCAUCUGCAAGAGCAGAAGACCAUGGGACUUACCCCAAAGGAGCCCAGGGGAAAGCUGGAAAUGAAAGGAGCCCAGACUCUUCCUCCCCCGGGGCACUUGAUGGUUCAAAGGAAAUCACAUCCCCCCUCAGAAGAGCCCACGUUUUUACUUUCUCAACAUGGAAGGAAGAACCUAGAACAUACUGGCCCCAAGGGGAGCCCCGUAGCAAGUGCCUGCCAGCCUAUUUACGAUAAUGAGCUCACCAAUCACAAUCCAGACUGGGAAACACAAAUGCCUCCUCGGGCUGAGCGGGUUAUAAACAGUUUAAGUAACCUUUUUUUCUCCAUGUUUCUCAGUGCUGAAUUGGAAGAACCACAUAAUUAUGAGGCAACAAUUUCAUAUCUGAGAUACUCUGGCAACUCCAUUAACCUGUGCACCACACAAGAAAUUGCUGAUUCAACUUAUGAAGUUGAAAUCGAAGAACUCCAAAAGCCUUGGAAGAGUUUUCUCCAUCAAGAACUUAGCCCUACACAUGAAGAUAAAACAAUGAAGGAAAAAGACCCAUGUGAAUGGAAACCUCAAAAAACAGAAAAGGAUCUACAUUCAAACCGUCUUUCCAAGGUAGGUGCCUAUGAAGGGACACCUGGAAAAAUCCAGAUGAUGAAAAGUGAGUAUGUGGAGGCUUUGGCAGUGACUAAAGAAACACCAGGCCAAGGAGCCUUUAAGCCAAGUUCCAGCUCAGAGGAGAUAUAUGAUGAUGUUGAGUACCCGGGGAGAGAGGAAUCAAAGUCAGAAACCCCUAACUCAUUUGCCUCAGAUAAUGAAGAAAAUAGUGAAGAAAUGUAUGACGAUGUCUACAGAACAACGAGCAACUCCCCAAAGAUAGAUUUAGAUGGAAAAGAAGCACUUAAAAGACUGCAGAGAUUCUUCAAAAAAGAAAAGAAUAGGUUUAAGAUGAAGAAAACGAAGUCAAAAGGAAAUAUAAGUGGAUUUUCCAUUUCGCUGCCUGAUUUAGAAUUUAGGUCUCAGGAAGUUAUUAUCAAUGAAGAUGUGGACAUAAAUGAAAAAGAAUCAAAAGAUGAAGAUAAAGUAAAAACUUGGAAACCCAAGUUUUUAAUACCAAAGGGAAAACAAGAGAAAAAAGGUGCUGAAGAAUCUGAAAGUUUAUCUCCUAGAAGUUUCUUCAGAGCCAAGAAGCAAAACUUAGAAAAGAAGAGAAUGGAAAGAGAAAAACAUUUUAGAGAAAGAUUUAAGUAUGACAAAGAGAUUACUGUCAUCAACACAGCAGUGGCAUGUUCCAGUAACUCAAGAAACGGAAUAUUUGACUUGCCAAUAACCCCUGGAGAAGAACUGGAAGUCAUUGAUAUCACUAAAGAAAAUCUAUUGAUAUGUCGCAAUUCUAAAGGCAAAUAUGGAUAUGUGCUAAUCGAACAUCUAAAUUUCAAGCAUCAAGGUUGGUCGCCUUAGGAAGAUCAACAUCAUGUGUGUGGAUGCACAAGUGAGAACCGGGUCUGAAAUCUCACGCCUACCUCCUGUCAGUUUCAGCUUACAUGUCAAAAUGAGAGGGUGGAAUCUGUGGCAACUUUCGUUAGGAACUUAGGAAAGAAAAUAAACACAAAUCCUCCACAUUUA